Lathyrus oleraceus (garden pea) is the source of this 2679-nucleotide messenger RNA. RefSeq names its product ABC transporter G family member 26. The transcript has 9 exons. Gene Ontology annotation, molecular function: ATP binding; ATP hydrolysis activity; ABC-type transporter activity. Gene Ontology annotation, cellular component: membrane. Gene Ontology annotation, biological process: transmembrane transport. The record is from RefSeq and is a predicted model, not a curated record. The coding region runs from base 541 to 2607 and encodes 688 amino acids. Lineage: Eukaryota; Viridiplantae; Streptophyta; Magnoliopsida; Fabales; Fabaceae.
UUAUUUGUUCCAUGGUUUGUGUUUUGGUUUUCAUAGAUCAAACUAACUUAAGAUUUAGAUGUUAUGCAAAGUAAAUAGUAUGUUUAUUGAAAUGUCUAAGCUGCACUAAUUUCUUAAUGCCUGCUUCAAACCUUUCACAAUAUAUUAUGAAGUGAACAAAUCCAGUUUUAGCAAAAGGAUUUGAAGUCUGAAACAUAGAGUUGUCUUCACAAAAUUGAACUGGUCUAAUUACUUCAGUGGUUCAAUUAGCAUCAGAAAAGUCUGUUUAUAAAUGUUCAGCUACUUACCAUUUCCAAGCCAAUUUUAUUCAUGUUCUUGAUAUGUUCUUAUAACAAAUCACAAUGGUUGAGUUAAAAGGAUAUGUGAGAACAACAUUCAUACCUAAGAACUUGCCAUGAAAAGUAUGUGGCCAACCAACCAUAAUUCUACCUCCAUUAUAUAGGCAAGUUCUUGGUGUACACAGUUGACUCAUGACAUCUAAACUUCAUUAUUAGACCCUUAACUAGUUUCAACACCUUGCUCUCAUUAACAUCAUUCAUCAUGGAAAAUCUUAGAGAAGAUGAGAUUGAAGACAACAUGUCGAUGUCACCACCUUCCGUCGGUUCCAUGCAGAUUGCAGGAAGCAAUGGCUUUGGUCACAGCAUGGAGUUCAUGUCUCAGGCGUACCUUCACAAUCGCUACCCGGAGAUUGAUAUACAAGUUGAGGAUUCCACUUUCAAUCAAGAUCCUCCUCUUCCUGUAUAUCUCAAGUUUGAAGAUGUAGAGUUCAAAGUGCGAAAUAGCCAAGUAGCUUCCAAGAACCCUGUGAAGACAAUGGUGUCAAAGGUAGCCACACAAAACAAUGUCGAAGAGAAAAACAAAUAUAAGAAAAUUUUGAAAGGUAUCACCGGAAGCAUUGGCCCGGGCGAAAUUCUUGCUUUGAUGGGUCCGUCUGGUAGUGGAAAGACAACAUUGUUGAGAGUUGUAGGAGGAAGAUUGCUUGAUAAUGUUAAGGGAAAGAUAACUUACAAUGAUGUUCCAUAUAGUCCCGCUCUAAAAAGGAGGAUUGGAUUUGUAACACAAGAGGAUGUGCUUUUCCCGCAACUUACGGUAGAAGAAACAUUAAUCUUCUCAGCAUUCUUAAGGCUACCAACCAACAUGAGCAAGCAACAAAAAUAUGCCAGAGUUGAGAACACUGUCAAGGAUCUAGGCCUAGAAAGAUGUCGUCACACGAAAAUAGGCGGAGGAUAUCUCAAAGGCAUAUCAGGAGGAGAAAGGAAGAGAACCAGCAUAGGUUAUGAAAUUCUUGUUGAUCCUUCAUUGCUGCUACUUGAUGAGCCAACUUCGGGCCUUGAUUCUACGUCGGCAAACAAACUCCUUCUCACCCUUCAGGGACUUGCCAAGGCUGGAAGAACUAUAAUCACAACAAUUCAUCAGCCAUCCAGCAGAAUCUUUCACAUGUUUGACAAACUUCUUCUGAUAUCAGAAGGCCAUCCUGUUUAUUAUGGAAAGGCUAGAGACACAAAUGAGUACUUUUCAUCCUUGAGAUUCAUCCCGGAAAUACCGAUGAAUCCCGCAGAGUUUUUGCUUGACUUAGCAACUGGACAAGUGAAUGAUAUCAGUGUUCCUCAAGAUAUUUUCAAAGAUCAAGAAUCUACUGACCCUUCAACAGCUGUUAUUAAGUAUGUACAACUCAAGUAUAAAGACAUAUUGGAGCCAAAAGAAAAACAAGAGAAUCAUAGAGGAGCAAACACACCAAAACAUCUUCAACUAGCCAUUCAGGUUAAAAAGGAAUGGACAUUGAGUUGGUUAGACCAAUUCAUUAUUCUUUAUAAGAGAACAUUCAGAGCAAGAUGCAAGGACUAUUUUGAUAUAUUAAGGCUAGUCCAAGCAAUUGGAAUCGCACUUUUGUUAGGCCUACUUUGGUGGAAAUCUUCAACUGACACAGAAGCUCAACUUCGAGAUCAGGUUGGUUUAAUGUUCUAUAUUUGUAUAUUUUGGACAUCUUCAUGUAUUUUUGGAGCCGUCUAUGUAUUUCCAUUUGAAAAAGUGUACUUGAGAAAAGAAAGGGUAGCAGAUAUGUAUAGACUAAGUGUAUACUAUGCAAGUAGCACUCUAUGUGACAUGGUGGCACAUGUUUUGUAUCCUACUUUUUUCAUGCUCAUUGUGUACUUCAUGGCGGGCUUUAAGAGCACUGUGGCUUGCUUCUUCCUUACGCUAUUCGCGGUUUUGCUGAUAGCGGUAACAAGUCAAGGAGCUGGAGAAUUAUUUGGAGCUGCAGUUAUGAGCAUUCAAAGAGCAGGAAUGGUUGCUUCUUUGAUACUUAUGUUGUUCCUUCUUACAGGUGGCUACUAUGUCCAGCAUAUACCAAAGUUCAUGCAAUGGUUGAAGUAUAUGUCAUUCAUGUACUAUGGAUUCAGGCUUCUUCUAAAAGUGCAAUAUUCAGGAGAUGAACUAUAUGAGUGUGAAAGUGAAGAUGGAUGCAAGACACUUCAAAGUUCACCUUCAUUUGAUACUGUAAACUUGAAUGGAGGUUUAACUGAAGUUUGGGUUCUGCUGGCUAUGGCUCUUUGCUUUAGAGUGUUUGCUUACUUUUGUCUACGUAGAAGGAUUGACAUAUCCAAUUAGUCUUUGAAGAAAAUGAAAGUUUCUUGUAUAAGGAAAUGAUGAAUAAUUAAUUUUGAAUAGAAUAUAGUAAGC